AUGGGACAGGGACAUGUACUGCCACCACCUACCUCCUGGGUAGCACCACAGCUGGCAGGGAUGGCCAUGCCAGCUGCUCCCGCACAUUAUCGGUACAUGUACCAACGCAUCCGCAUCUGGUCUCACUGGACGGAGCGCAGUCCGCCUCUCUACCACGACACCUGCUCCUCUGGCAUACAGCUGCACCGCAUCCGAUUGCCGACUUCUGCCCGCCACACCGGUGGAGCAGAUCGAAGCCAGGUUGUGGAGCACGCCAACGCCAAGGGAGAGGCUGUGGCGGUGCAUUGCAUGCUGGGAUUUGGCCGAACUGGAACCAUGCUGGCCUGUUACCUCGUAAAGACCCAGAAGAUCACCGGCGUCGACGCCAUCCACAAAAUCCGCGAGAUGCGGCCCGGUUCCAUCGAGACAGCUGAUCAGGAGAAAGCCGUUGUCCAGUUCCACCACCGUGUCAAAUAGCCUUUUGUGUGGGGGAGAUCGCUUGGUCGUUGAAACUAUUAUAGUGGACAGCAUUAUGGAAAGAGACUCUCUUUCUAAACCACCCCCCACCCUCCCGGCAGAAGAAGAGCUAAAAUAAUUGUUCGGGGGACCUGGUUCUGAGUUCUUUAGGAUGGGUUAGGGCUAGAAAUGGUGGCUUAAAUCAAUGGGGGGGUUCCAGACAGAAAGUUGGGGAGGCAAGAUUACCCUGGAUCACGCAAUAGACUCUAUGAGACUGUACACAAUGAAAUUUCCUUCCCAUCCCGUAAGGAAUGGUGCUGUAGAGAAUUGGAUGCUGUUUUAGAACUGGGGGGAAGGGUGUCCUUUUCUCUUUCCUCUGACAACCCUCACUUCAACAUGUUGACAUCCUGACACAUUAUUUGCAGGGAUUAAAAGGGUUCAAAGGG
Sphaerodactylus townsendi is the source of this 881-nucleotide messenger RNA. It is a transcript of the gene DUSP23, whose product is annotated as dual specificity phosphatase 23. The record is from RefSeq and is a predicted model, not a curated record. Lineage: Eukaryota; Metazoa; Chordata; Lepidosauria; Squamata; Sphaerodactylidae. Gene Ontology annotation, biological process: cilium assembly; dephosphorylation. Gene Ontology annotation, molecular function: protein tyrosine/serine/threonine phosphatase activity.